This is a messenger RNA of Striga hermonthica, 387 nucleotides long. NCBI's taxonomy places the organism in Eukaryota, Viridiplantae, Streptophyta, Magnoliopsida, Lamiales, Orobanchaceae. The record is from the annotation of a GenBank genome assembly.
AUGUUUUUUCUUUCUCUUUAUGUUUCAGAAUUUAUCAAUCUGAUUUCAUCAGAAUCCAAUGAAGUAUGUAACAGGGAAGACAGAAAAACAAUUGCUCCAGAACAUGUCCUCAAGGCUUUAGAGGUUCUUGGAUUUGCGGAGUAUAUUGAAGAAGUAUAUGCUGCAUAUGAGCAGCACAGGCUGGAGACCAUGGACACAAUGAGAGGUGGAAAAUGGAGCAAUGUAGCAGAGAUGACGGAAGAGGAAGCACUUGCGGAGCAGCAAAAGAUUCGCGUAAUGUGCUACGGCGUCGUCGGACUCGGCCUCCACCAACAACACACUCUCGGCGUUGUAAUCGAUCUCGACCUGGCUGUCCUCGUUGUCCCAGCUUGUCAAAUCUUUGAAUAA